This is a messenger RNA of Acanthochromis polyacanthus (spiny chromis), 2102 nucleotides long. RefSeq names its product Usher syndrome 1C (gene ush1c). The record is from RefSeq and is a predicted model, not a curated record. Gene Ontology annotation, biological process: inner ear auditory receptor cell differentiation; inner ear receptor cell stereocilium organization; inner ear morphogenesis. Gene Ontology annotation, molecular function: protein binding. NCBI's taxonomy places the organism in Eukaryota, Metazoa, Chordata, Actinopteri, Pomacentridae. Gene Ontology annotation, cellular component: stereocilia ankle link complex; photoreceptor inner segment; plasma membrane. The transcript is spliced from 20 exons. The coding region runs from base 60 to 1733 and encodes 557 amino acids.
UCCGUCAAGUAAAGUCAAACUUCACCGACACCGCUUCGUUUUUCUACCGUCUCUCAACGAUGGAGCGAAAAGUUGCUCGGGAAUUUAGGCACAAGGUGGAGUUGCUGAUCGAGAAUGAAGCAGAGAAGGACUACCUGUACGAUGUCCUCCGCAUGUAUCACAAGUCGAUGGACUUGCCAGUGCUGGUGGGAGACCUGAAGCUGGUGAUAAACGAACCAAAGCGCCUCGGCCUGUUUGACGCCAUCCGCCCUCUCAUCCCGCUCAAGCACCAGAUGGAGUAUGACCUGCUCACCCCUAAGAGGUCCCGGAAGCUGAAAGAGGUUCGUCUGGAUCGGACACAUCGGGACGGUCUGGGUCUGAGCGUCCGAGGAGGGCUGGAGUUCGGCUCUGGUCUUUAUAUAUCACAGAUUGUCAAAGACGGACAAGCAGACAAUGUUGGCCUUCAGGUUGGCGAUGAGAUUGUGCGCAUCAACGGGUACUCCAUCUCCUCCUGUAUUCACGAGGAGGUCAUCAGUCUCAUCAAGACCAAGAAGAUUGUGUCACUCAAAGUUCGGCAUGUGGGCAUGAUCCCAGUAAAAAGCUCAUCAGAUGAACCCCUCAAGUGGCAGUUUGUCGACCAGUUUGUGUCUGAGUCAGGGGAGAAAAAGAGCAGCGUAGCAGGUUUGGCAUCCAUCGGAGGGAAGGAGAUUAAGGAGAAGAAGGUUUUCCUCAGUCUUGUGGGCACUAAGGGUAUGGGCAUCAGCAUCUCCAGCGGUCCAACCCAGAAACCUGGUAUCUACAUCACUAAUGUAAAGCCGGGAUCUCUUUCUGCAGAAGUUGGACUUGAGGUGGGAGACCAGAUUGUGGAGGUGAACGGAGUGGAUUUCACCAACUUGGACCACAUUGAGGCUGUGAGAGUCCUGAAGAGCAGCAGGAGUCUGACUAUCACAGUUCUGACAGGAGCUGGCAGCGAGCUGUUUGUGACAGACGAGGAGCGUCUGGCGGUGGAGGCCCGCAGGGAGCUGGACCGGCAGGAGCUGAUGCACCAGAAGAGGGUGGCACUGGAGACCAACAGAAUCAUUAAAGAGCAGCAGGAGAAGGAGAGACAGAGGAAGAUGGAGAUCUCUCAGAAAGCUGCAGAGGAAGAGGAGCGCUACAAGAAGGAGAUGGAAAAUAUCGAGGCUGUGGAGAAGAAACACAACAGAGAGUGGGAGGAGGACUGGGGAACCAAAGACAGGCCCAAAAGCCCCAAGAGUCCAAGGAGUCGGUCUCCUGCUCCACCUGAGAGGAAAUCCACCCCGACUCCAAAAGCCAAGAGUUCUCUUUUUGAAGCCAGCUCCUUCACAGAGGAAGACGAGGAUGAGGAGCAGGACGGAGAAGGAUUUCAGAAACACGUGGAAGACUUUGACCCCUACUCCAUGUUCUCUGCAGACCAGAUAGCCGGCCGAGAUGUGAGACUGCUCAGAAUCAAAAAGGCUGGACAGCUGGACUUGGCUCUGGAGGGGGGAGCAGACUCUCCUUUGGGGAAGUUGGUGGUGUCUUCGGUGUACGAUGGCGGUGCUGCCGAUAAACACGGUGGGAUUGUUCCCGGGGACGAACUCAUGGCGGUUAAUGGGAAGAUUCUGAUCGACGCUACGCUGACUGAGGGACAGAACUCUCUGGCUCGAGCCUGGAAUAGUGGAGGGGAUUGGAUCGAUGUUGUGAUCGCCAUGUCCCCUCCGAAGGAUUACGAAGACGAAGUGACGUUCUUCUAGUCUCAUCUACAAUCUGCCAAGAAAACCAGACCGAUUAAGAAGAAGCUUUUCAUUUCUGAUACGUCAAAGAUUCUCUGCCUCCGUACUCACAACAACACACAUUCACCCAUAAACACACAAGUUUUCUCUGAGUUUUUGUUCUUGUUGCUCUUUAAGAUUGAGCUUCAGCAAAUCUGUUCUUUGUGUCUUUUAUUUUCAUCUCCUCUGUCAAAGCUAGUAAUGAUCAACCUCAGGUAGACACACAAUCUUUUCUUAGAUCUGUCAGUGUAAGAAUGAAAAAUUAGUCGAAACAGGCAAAUUGUAAUUAGUAUCACCUCCUCAAUCUGCUUUUUCAAAGUCGAAUAAAGAGCAGCUCAGAUGAGAAAUGGG